Spizellomyces punctatus DAOM BR117 is the source of this 3248-nucleotide messenger RNA. RefSeq lists its product as uncharacterized. The transcript has 3 exons. The record is from RefSeq and is a predicted model, not a curated record. Bases 390 to 3101 code for a protein of 903 amino acids. Lineage: Eukaryota; Fungi; Chytridiomycota; Chytridiomycetes; Spizellomycetales; Spizellomycetaceae.
AGAAAGUUGCGUCACCAAGCGCCGCGUUCGUUUAGCGUAAACAAAUACGCCGCGAUAACCUACUUGGCCUUUCUUGCUCUGCUCCCAAAAGUGAAAGGGGGGAAAUGACCCACAAAACUAGGGCUUUGAGGACCUUUUUCCGCUUGAGCAAUCUUUACUUUACCCAAACGACAAGCACCUCCUACGACCUUUUGCCAAGUUCCUCGUGAUUUGAACUCUCUUCCAGUUUACUUUUCCUUGGGAACGUUGAACCAUCUCGCGAGCAGUUUCCAAGUUUUUAUCCGCAAACUUUCUCCAGACCAUUUCACAUUACAGUCAAACUCACAGCACUCCCCUGAUCAUCGACGUUAGACGGAUCGCAGUGUGCCUUUUACUGCGUCAUAGACAGCAUGGAACGUACUGAUUCUGGAUUCUACGUUGUUGACGUGCUCAACUUGAAGCAACCGGCGGGAAAGCCUUUUCAUGUCGAAGCCCGCAUACGUGGUCGGAGCACGGUACCAGGUGCUUCUGCGGUAGCCCGUCACAAUGCAUUCAUUGAGGACAGAGUGCGACGUCUUCGUCGUCGCACUUCUCACGUCCGAGCUGUCUGUGCGGCAAAGCGCAUGCGUGAGAAUGGUGAUAAAUCCGCCAAAAAGUCCCGAAUUACAGAAACGUUAGAGGUAGCGGAACGCAAUCGACGUACCAUUCUGGAGCGCCAGGUGCGGUCUUGUGCGGAAGCCGUCGCCCAUGCAAAACGAGUCGCUCGCGAACAAUCCGAGCGAUUGGCAGAACUUACUGCCGCCCGAAGGGCCGCUCUAGAGGAGCGGCUCAGAAUAACAGCACUUCGCCGUCAGCGUCUUCUCACCAUUCCACGGUCGCGCUUGCUUGAACCUCAGCCAUGGGACGAGGGCGGCCUACGUACGGUCGCCACGGAUGCUGUCAUCAGCAUCCAACAAUGGUGGCGCAGAAUGAAAGUUGACCCCUUAGUGAGAAACUUUCUGCGCUUCGGUGUAUCAUUGGACAAAUCUUUGAAGACUCCAUUUGAAAAACUCGUGCGGACUAUGCAAUCUCCGUCGCUGAUCAAGGCAGUUGGAAGGCUCCUGAUGCGAUUAGACAAAAUGACCAAUCAUCCCUCUACUGUAUGGAAGAAUCCUUCCCGAGUCUUCUUGAGUGCUUACAUGCUUGCCGCUCACCCUGAAGAGCUGAUGCCGACAAUGGGACCUGAAGAAGAGGCAUUGAGUGAGACGGCUCAGUCGAUGAUCCGAGAGUUCGAGUCUUGGAUAGCAGCGUUUGAGGCGGGGAGAGGAUAUCAGCAACUUGAACUCUUCUGGAAGUCAUGGGCCGGCUACUACGAUGCGUUCCAAAGCUGGAAGGAACAGGAUUCGCGAAAGAUUGUGGAUGGAAUGAUUGCUCACUUUAUAGAGCUUGAGCGGCUCUGGCUUUCCGUGAAGAAUCAAGUUGAUGCUGAUACGCAAUGGGCACCACGGAUUACAGAGCAUCAAAGACAGCUGCACGACAAAUUGUCCAAGUUUGGAGAGACUGCUUUACAAAGGCUCGCUGCCGAGCGCGAUGCCCUCCGUGCCGACUUUGAGGAUAGUAUCGAUACAGCUGCGACUGCCGAUAUUCUUUCCACCUCUCCGCAGACUUUUCCUUCCCUAAGCCGCUCUCCGCAGAGGCGUACCGACUCUGUUAGCCCUAGUCGCAGCCCAAGCAGCAGUCCUCCAGUUGUGACUAAACCGGCCGUUGUUAGGGCACAAGAGAACAUGGCUGGUACGAGCACUAUUAGCCAGUCGUCCAUCUCGUCAAUGGAGCACACAGACCCGCAGAUAUCGGCGUUCGGUGUUGGAAACCAACUGAGCAAUGCCCAGCUGGCACACGAACUCGUCAUGGACCCUGAAUUCCAGUUAAAACCAGUAAAGAGGAGCGAAUUGGAGGAGCAAGUCCGUACAUUGGCGAAGAAGGCCUUCUUUGAUUCGGUGCGGCAGGACUUUAUCGAGGGCAAAUUCAGUCACCAUGUUCCAGUAUUCAUUGCGCAGAUUAGAGAUGCUCUUUUGGCAAUGGUUUCAGAGAAUGGCAAGUUCGCCGAGAAUAUCAAGGAAGUUCUCGACGUUGAGCACAUCAAGCAACAACUUGAUAAUAAUGCCUUUGAUUUCCUACGCUGUUUGAGCUACAUUACUGAGAAGAUGCUCCAGCUUUGCGCUCCUAUCCGUGACGCUGCAAUCCGCUCCAUUGCUCUAUCAUCGGAUAUUGUCACUGCAUUUGAACAUAUUUUGGACAUAUUGGAGGACAUGAAAUUGGAUUUAGCCAAUUAUCGCCUCCAAGCCCUGCGUCCGAUCUUACAGCAGCAGGCGGUGGAAUACGAACGGACCAAAUUUGAUGAAGCUCUCAUUGCUGGUGCGGUGACAUUGGAGCGUACGGCUGCCUGGCUUGCAACGGCAGUCAAUUCCCUACAGUCUGUCACCGCGGCGCGGAACCCCGAAAAUAUUCAAACUCCAGAGAACCGGAUUGGUUAUGAGGACGCAUAUAACGAGGCGUUAUUGAACCUUAUUUUCUCUAAUACCGCGAUCUCGCUUUCCACCCUACCGGAAACAUUGUUGUUAGACGCAGACCGUCUAUUUGGAUUCCAGAACGAAGGUCAGGCGAUCACCAUUGUGGCGGCUUUGGUUAUGCUAUCAAAGAAUGCCAUCAAAGAGCUGCGCGACAAUCGUCCAGCAGUCCAAAAGUUGAAACAAACGCUGUUUAUUCUCCUCCGCGACAAGGGAACCACGAUCGAUAAUCUUUCUCUGCAAGUUAUCUCUACGAUCAACGACUCGCUCUCACGACCAAGUGGUCCGCCUACGCGGCUCUCGGUUGAGCAAGAAUCGCUCAUCCGUAGCAUGGUUGAGAAGACUCUCUCAUACCGUGACCCAGUGUUUUCUCUUUUGAGUCGCCGUAUUCAGUUUGCCAUUCGUCAUCAACUGGAGAAGGGGGUGUUCAAACGGGAGAGUUUGGCAAGUCACGGAUUGGACAUUGUGCAGAGUGAGCUAGAAUCGCUCUCACGCAGGGUGUGCUUGUUGGCCAAGCACAAUAAAGAAGUGUAUGCAAAGAACUACGACAGUUUUCUUGAGAAGGUAGUGCAGUAAUGGGGGUAGCUAGAUACGGCUAGGCUCUUCAUCGUUUUACUUUUGUGUUGCUCAUUUUUUAGUGCAGUUACACUUUACUAUUUUCUGUAUAAUAUUAUUAGUUUGCAAUGCCUUUUGUAAUAUAAUGGAUCAUUGUUGGUUUCAGUA